UGCGGUGGAUGUGGUUACUGUGGAGCGCUGCUUGCACGGUUGACAUCGCUAUGAGCGCGCCGUCGUAGCUUGGCAGAGGGUGGCUGCGUACAGCAUGGGCACCGGGGACUACAUCUGCGUGACCCUGCGUGGUGGCGCACCGUGGGGGUUCAGCCUAAGACAGGGAGAGGGGGAUAUUUACAGACCUAUACUCGCUUCCCAGGUGGAAGAUGGCAGUUGCGCCUACCUGGCUGGAGUCCAGGAGGAUGAUGAGGUGGUGUCGAUCAACGGAGAACCCUGCGCUGAUCUCACGCUUUUACAAGCUUUAGCACUCAUCGAAACAUCUACCAGCAUCCUGCAGUUACUUCUGAAAAGAUGCAAUUUCCUCCCCUCUGAAGACAGCGACUCAGAAGGGAUGUCCCUUGGUGAAAAGGUCUCUUCAGAUGAGAAUUUAAAAAGCACCACCCUCCACAUCAUUUCCCCAAAGUCUGAAACCCCAAGGGAGGUCUACAUAUCUGAUCCCCAAGGUAAGGUGCUCCAUCGGGAGUUGGACAGCGACACAGAAGCUCUCCCCAGAGGUAAAUUGUCAGAUGAUUUGGGAGGCCAUGAGCUGGUUUUUAAGCACAACAAGGAAGUGCAACAAUGCUGUACCCCAGGAGAGUUUGUGGAGCUUCAGGUGUCCCUGUCUGACCAAACCUUGGCGUAUGGGGGCUGCACCUCUCUCGGGAGUGCUCGAGGGAUUGAGGAGGACUUCUCAGCAAUCGAACCCGUUCACACCACCUCAUCCCACCAUGUGCAAUGCCCCGUUAGAGAGCCGCUCGGGCAGCAUGGCGUGGUGGUCCGCGCUCCCACUGUGGAGGACAUUUUGCAGCCGCCAGAUGCAUCAGGAACGGGGAGGAGCACUCUUAGCGUGGGUGGCCCCGAUGUCACCGAAAACAUUGGGUCACAAAGUGAAGAGGAGGAAGGAGGGGGACCCAGUCAGCCUGUUCCUGCGUCUUUCACUGUCUCAUUCGAAAUUCCAUCGGACGAGGCAACUCUAGCAGAAGAGCAAGAAGACUCCGAAUCAGAAGGGGAUCAAGAAAAACCCAACAAGCAUCGGGCAAAACACGCAAGGCUCAGACGUAACGAGAGUCUGUCAGAGAAACAGGUGAAGGAGGCCAAAUCCAAAUGUAAACGUAUUGCUCUCCUUCUGUCGGCCGCUCCUUCAAACCCCAAUAAUAAGGGGGUGUUGAUGUUCAAGAAACAUCGUCAGAGGGCCAAGAAAUACACGCUUGUAAGCUACGGCACAGGAGAGGACGAACCAGACUACAGUGACGAAGAAGACGAAGUGAACGGAGACGAUAAGCAAGAAAUCCCAGCUGGUGAAUUUAGCUUUGAAGCUGCUAUCGAUUGUGAAUCAAACGGGCCUUUUCUUUUGAAUGCUCCAGGUAGUAAAGGCGUGCUAACUUUUAAGUUAGGAAAGAGUCUUGUUGAAAUUAACAACAACUUGAACAACCAAGCUGAGAUGGAAUGUUUGCCUGAAACCAAAGGCAAGGGUGCAGCGAUGUUUGCUCAAAGGCGUCAGAGGAUGGAUGAGAUCACUGCUGAACAUGAGGAACUCCGGCGUCAAGGACUACCUGUGGAAGCAGUGCAAGAGUUGGAGAAGAAAGUAACGGAGCAGUCCUACAUCCAGUCCGCAACAGAGGGUCAUGGUUAUUUGGAUGUGAAUAUGCACCAACAAAACCAACAGCAGUACCAGCAAUAUCAGGAGCAACAGUAUUAUGAGCAACAGCAAAAUUACCAACAGCAGCAACAGUAUCAACAAUAUCAGCAGCAGCAGUAUGAGCAACAACAAUACAAGCAACAGCUACUGUAUAAGCAACAGCAACAAUAUCAAGAGCACCAGCAAAUGCAGCAGUAUUCUACAAAUAUCAAUGGUACAGUCCAGCAUCAAACUAAUGAAAUUCAGAGUUCUUACAACAAUCGUACUGCCAAACCUUUCACAACAGAAAACAUGGUGGCAACACCUUAUUCUCAUGGAGCAAGUGGGACCAAUCAAGAUUCUGUUGGCCAAGGAGAGCAGAUAGCUUCCCGUGAUGAGCGCAUUUCUACUCCUGCAAUUAGGACAGGCCUGCUGUCGGACUCUAGGAGAAAGACUACCGGCAAGCCUAUGUUUACUUUUAAAGAGGCCCCAAAAGUAUCACCUAACCCUGCAUUGCUGAACCUUCUCAAUAGAAGUGACAAAAAAGGUUUUGAGUAUGGUCCUGAAGAAGACUAUCUUAGCCUUGGAGCGGAAGCUUGCAAUUUCCUCCAGUCCCAAAGACUUAAACCUAAGAUUCCUCCACCAGUUGCACCAAAGCCUUUGAUCAACCCCAACUCUCCUCCUUGGUCUGCUCAGAUAGAAGCAGCCAACCAGGACAUGCCUCAGUGUUCUGAAAAUAGUCUGUCCACACCUGCUGCAGCCCCCACCACAGAAACUGCCCCUGCUCAAGAACUAGAGCCAACUCCUGCACCUGUCCCUGACCCCUCUACCCUUCCUACCCCUGAGGAAACCACUUCCAAUCCCACCCCAGCCGAGCAGCAUUCAUGGACUCUCCCUGAACCAGAGUCUCAACAGCAGCCUGCACAAGUGACAUCUCAAGAGACACAUGGCCAAGUCAUUUCUGCUCAGCAUUGUGAGUCCUCUCAAAUGGCCACCUGGGGUUCAGUACAGGUACAAGCACAUCAACAGUCAGCUGCUUGUUCAUGGCAAUCAGCCCAAGUGCAACCUCAGAACCCACCUCCAAGUCAGUCCCCACCACAGCCACCAUGGGUAACACAUCAGUCUACUCAAAGCCAAACGCAGAUUCAACUAAGCUCAAAUACUUGGACCCCUCAGGGGCAACCAUCUUGGACUCCGCAUGAAGAGCAAGCACAACCUCAGACAAACGCUCAACCAUCCUGGGCCCAGCCUCAAGAGCAGCUUCAGUCCCAUCCACAGGUUCAACCACCAUGGACUCUCAUGAAGGAGAAGCAACACUUGCAGCAAACACAGGCAUCCUGGAGUCAAGCCCAAGAACCAGUACAGACACAACCCCAGAAUCAAUGGAUGCAGCCUCCCCAUACAGACUCUCAACAGCAGCUGCCAUGGGCUCAACAACCUCAGCAAAAAUCUCAAGUACAGCCACCAUGGGUUCAACAAGUUCAGCCAGAAAUACAACCACAACCCCCUUGGGUUCAACAAGUUCAACCAGAAGCACAGCAACAACCAUCUUGGGGACAACAACAUCAUCAGGCAGUCCCACAAGCAUGGGCAAAUACCCAAGUUCCAGGUCAGCCUCAACCACCCUGGGUCUCAACUCCACCUCAACCUCAAUCUCAACCUCAACCUCCUGCCAAUCCAUGGGCACAAUCGCAAACACAAGCCCAAACUCAGCCACCAUGGAUGAAUGCAGCUCAGGUACAACCUCAAGCACAGGUUCAAGUUAAUCUGAAUCCAUGGGCACCAGUUCCUGCACAUACUCCAUCUCAGACAUCAUGGGCUCCACAACCUCCAGAACAUGGUGGUGAGCAACCUAUAAAUUCAUGGGCUCAGGACCAAAGUCAGGCCCAACAUCAGCCACCCUGGGCUCAAUCAGUUCCUUCACCGCCCACACCCCAGUCCAACUGGCAACAGUCCCUUUCAAAUACAUCUCAACAACCACAACUCAAUACAUGGCCAUCAGCUCAAGCCCAGCCCCCAACACCAGUUAAUGACUGGCGACCACAGCUACAGCAAUCAUCUUUGAAUGUUCCAUUGUCUACAGUAAACAGACAACCUUCUCCUAAACCAUGGCACCCACCGCAAAACCAGACUCCUCCCCCUCCACCACGGCGAAUGUUCUCUUAUGCUGUUGGUCAAAAAGCUGCAUCGCCUGUCAACCCAAUGGCCACUGUCUUGAAUCCUAAAUUGUCCCAGGGUCCAGCUUUUGAGAUGCCAGUGGUCAAAGGAAAAGGAGCUGACAUGUUUGCUAAGAGGCAAUCUCGCAUGGAGAAGUUUGUUGUGGAUUCUGAGACUGUGGAAGCCAACAAAGCAAGUCGUUCAACAUCGCCAGCUGCAUCCUUACCAAAUGAAUGGAAGUAUACACCUAAUGCAACUGGCAGGGGCUACACCCUUUCUCCACCAGCCAGGGUGCCAUUCACAGGCCAGAUUUCGGCGUCUGCUUCUUCCUCUCCCAAGCCUCCAACCCGAGCCUCCACCAACCUCCCGGUGAGGCAGACAUCCCGUUUGGACAAAGGCUUCAAACCCCUCACCCCCUGGGAAGCUGCCUCCCGCCAUCCCCUGGGUCUGGUAGACGAAGCCUUUGCUUUUCAAGAUCUGCAGCAUGCUCUUGCCUCAAAUGUCCACUUUGCUGCCCGGCGUAAAAUCCUACCUGAGCCACCUGUAGAGUGGAAAGGAAGAAUCUGUUACACAGCCCAACUGAAACCAGGCAGCCGGACUUGGAGCCAAAGCAGCAAUCAGGGCCGAGCUCCGAUUCCAUCGUUCGUGUCUCCAUCGAGGAGCCCUGCCUCCAGCCCAGUUGGCCUGCAAGGUUACAGGUCGCUGCCAAGGCAGUGGCAGCCUCAGAAGUACGUGGUCGAGGCUAAUCAGAGACACUCUGUGUCUUCAUCUGAGAGGCCAACAUACAUGUCUGCAUACCCCAGCAAUACCUGGAGCUGGAGGCGGUAGAAUACAGCCGAGACGUUUGGUAACGAGUGUCUCAUCCCAUAUCCUUUUCACCUCUGAACAAAACAAGCCAGUAGAUGAGAGAUUGUGUGACAGUUUUGCUUUCAAAACGAUAAUUUAAUGUUUCACUUAUUGUUUCAUCAAAUAAGUGACAAUGCAUGUUACAGUUAAAUGAAGAAAAAGGUGAUUAACACAACUAGCUUAUAUGAAUGUAAAUAAAGGGUGUCUGUAACAUUCAGUUGGAUUCUAACUAGACUGAGUCAGAGACUUCUACAACUAUUGGCACCUCCUGGUUAAGAUGUGCACAAAAUCCAUAAAAAACAUGGCUUUGUUCUCUUACUGUGAUCUUUGGAUGUUUUUUAACUCCCACAGCAUCGUCCACACUGUGCUUGGUAGCCAGAUGUAUCUGGGUGCUUUUCCAGCCUCGUUUUUCACAGUUUCAGUUCUUUUAAACUUGUCAAUCAUUACUCUUCCUGUAGAUGAGGGCAACUUUAAAUAAGAAGCUUUUUUCUUGAUCAUUUUUUAUUAUUAAGUACACAUCUAUCGUACUUGAAUGGCAUGUUCUCUUGUUUUUCCAAAGUUGAAGAGUAGUAAAGAGAAAGUGGGUACCCCGGGUUUUACAUAUACACUGCAGCAAAAGAAAGUGUUUGCUUUCCAAAUUCUUUUCAGGUUUGCUUUUCUGUCAUUUUAAUAUAUGAGACAACUGGAGUAAAUACAGUAAAGGCAAUUUUUAAAUACUAAUGUACAAGAUUCUGUAAAUUACAGAUGAAAAGUUCCUAGAUACUGAUCAACUUUUAAGAAAACUAAAUUAUACAUUAAGAAAAUGCUUCAGUUACAGUUCUUUUAUAAAUUAUUAGAUCUGCAGUGAACUAUUGUGCAGAUGAUUGUGUAAAAAAAAAAAAUAUAUAUAUAUAUAUAUAUAUAUAUAUAUUUGUGAGGCAAUUAAAGAUUAACUCAUUUUUCAAGCUUUUCCAUCUUUACCAGGAGGGGCAGUAAUAUCCAAGAAAUGUGUACCUUGUUGAAGGAAUGAGUAUGUUGGUUAGAAGAGAUGUAUGAGUGAGGAUGGACAUCCAUCAGCUACGUUCAGCUUUGGUAUAGAUGAUGAUUUGGACAAAUUGAUAUAAGCAUGAGAGAUUAGAAAAGAUGUCAAUAACUGUGUGUUGUCAGCAUAAUUAAAUAACCGCAACAGCUAAUUUUCGAUAUUUAUUGUUAGUCUUAACUUGUUCCACUUGAGUUUGGACAGGACAAAUUCAACAUUCUCUUGGGUCCAGAAAUGAUUAGUUAUUUCCACACUAAAGAAUGUAAAAUGAGGCAUAUUUUUUGUUUGUCACUUUAGAGAAAUGCACAACCAAAACAUAGUAAUGUCUGUACAUUAUUGGAAUUAUUUGUGACACUCAAAAACAAAACCGACCACAUGGAGCACAACACACAAUACAUUUGGAAAGGCACUACCAUGCUAUAUAAGGUCUUUUAAUUUCAGACUUUUCCUUCACCCUUAAGGAUCUGCUUACUCCUCUUCAGGGUUGCGGCUGGGUCUCCAAGCAUUCAGUAGGUGAGAGGAGGGGUACACCAAAGUUUGUCAGUCCAUCACUGAAUCCUCCACACAGUUUCUGUUUCUUGUUGGAUAUAUUUCACUGUCUAAAAACUUUUCUUAGAUGGAUCUUAAUCUCAAGAAAUUUAACACAUUUUGUGAAACAUAAAAUGCUUUCACAUUAAUUAUAUUAUGUGUUCAUGUAUUCCACAGUGUGUGUGUGUGCUUUUUUUCAUACAAAAUGUUUACUUGGCCAUCUUGGGAUGAAGGUCCAAUCCUUUAAACACAGUCUAUAAAUGUACAAUUGUGGUUUAAUAGGUAUUAGCAGAAUUACUCAGAUAAUAGGUUGGCUGCCUUACCGUUGGAGCAUGAGAGAAUGUACCUUCAUCAGUGCAGACAGAGUUUCUGCAUAGCGUAACAUGUAAGUAAUGUUAUUACUGAUUAAUUUUUGCAGCAUUCAUAUAAGUUCUUUUACAUGUUAGAUUUUUUUUAUAUCCAAGCUGCCAUGCUGCAUGGAGAUUAGAUUAUUAGAUUAGAUGUAUUACACUAUCUUAUGUGUAGAAAGGUGAAGCUGCAGGAUUAGAUUUUUUUUUCUUUUUUUGAAACAAGGUAAAUAUUCAAUGAUUUGUAAUUGAUGUUGUUAAUUACCCUAAUAUGCUUCAGUCUGCAAUGUGAGAUCAAACCUGAACAAAAGUGCAAGUAAGCCUGUAUGUCCAGGCUUACUUGCACUUAAUAAAUUACGAAUUAUGAAUUACGGCAAUUAAUAGCCGUAAUACUAUGAAUUACGGCUAUUAAUAGCCGUAAUUCAUAGUAUUGUUUGAUACAAACUUUACGCAAAGGCCCCAACUAAGAUUUCAACCAGUAAAUGAAGGAAUCCAUUUCAGCGAUGCUUUCUGUUUGAUGUUUUUGAGAAAAGACAUGAGGCUAAAAAGUAAGGAAAAUAAUCUAUAGCCCAUUUGGCUUUUUUUUUUCUUUAAAAAUUGUGUUGUAUUUUAUGCAUCUGCAACUCACCCCCAUUUUACUGUCAACCUUUUAUAUGUGUGGUCAUUCUUGAAGUGUUUAUACAUUUCCAAUUGGUCAUUUUGAUUAGUGUUUGAAACACAAAGCUUGAGGAGAAAGUGAAGAGUUGGCUAGAUUUCUCCACUGGUAGACAUCAUCAUGUCAUUUUGCGAUCAGGUAUGUGUUUGAAAUGAGACCUUGUAACUUGAGAAAAGGUUAGCACCACAAUUCGAUUCGCUGAAGGCAGAUAUGUCAAGUGACCUCCAAACGAGAAGAGGCCUUUUUCUUCAUUUUUUGGAGUGCUAUGCUUUAACAUGUGGCCAAAAUGGGCUUAAGAGGACUUAAUGACUGCCCGACUGUUUUCAUUAGUUAAUUGGAAAAAAUGAGUAAAGGCUCCUUUGGAGUUUGUAGCAAAUGGAAUAAAUCAACUACACUACUUCGAGAGGCAAUGGACUUUAAGCUGGCAUUAAGCGUUGGAUCAAAAACUUUGCUUAGAUAACAGGUUCACUGUGAAAAGGUUUUAUGAAAACUGUGUGCGGGGUGUGCUUUGUUAAAAAUUUGUAAUAAUCUCCAAAAAUUAAAGUGUGGUUCGUGUGUUUUCUGCAUAGGGUAAAUGUUGUUUUGACGUGAUUCUCUCUGGGCAAUGCCAGUAACAUGAGUAGGAUUUAUCUCACAGGUCAUUUGUUGUUUCCACUUGAUGUUUUGUUUAGCUAUAGUUUAUUUGAUUGGUGAUUUAUGCUACCUUCUUAUAAAGAUGUGUAAAAACCUCUAAAAUAUCUCUUCCUCUAUUGCGGUAACAAAAUUAAAGUUAAGUUUGGGUACUUUUAUUUAGCGGCGGAAACACAAAAUGUAAAAUAUAUAUACAUAUUUAAUCUUUUUUGACAAAAUCAGUCCUGUCACAGUAAUGUGUACCUUACUUUUUACACAUACAUGUUGAUUGGGGUGAGGUGCUAAUUUUUAAUUAGCAAUUCAGUUGGCAACUAUGGGAAAGUUUUUAUUAAAACUGUUUAUUUUAAGGGGUUUCGUGCACAUCUUUACCGUUUCCCAUUAUUGUGGGUGGGGAGGUUGUGAUAGCACAGGUUGCUUCCAAAUAAUAGCCAUAAUUCAUAGUGCUGUUUGAUACGGAAACAUUCUUUCCGAAGUGUUUUUUAACAAAAUAAACACAGCUAAGUAGCACUGCUUUUCAACCUGUAA
Molecule: messenger RNA, 8366 nt
Organism: Xiphophorus maculatus (southern platyfish)
Lineage: Eukaryota; Metazoa; Chordata; Actinopteri; Cyprinodontiformes; Poeciliidae
Product: synaptopodin-2-like
Exons: 5
Coding region: 95-4645 (1516 amino acids)
Biological process (GO): positive regulation of actin filament bundle assembly
Cellular component (GO): Z disc; actin cytoskeleton; nucleus
Molecular function (GO): actin binding
Source: RefSeq, a predicted model, not a curated record